Molecule: messenger RNA, 2296 nt
Organism: Capsicum annuum
Lineage: Eukaryota; Viridiplantae; Streptophyta; Magnoliopsida; Solanales; Solanaceae
Product: pentatricopeptide repeat-containing protein At5g10690
Exons: 12
Coding region: 480-2036 (518 amino acids)
Molecular function (GO): protein binding
Source: RefSeq, a predicted model, not a curated record
AUUUACCCGCCAAUUGUCUUUGUGUCUUCCACAUUAUCCAUUAAUGCCCAAUUCCUUCUAAACACCUUCACUCUCCCCAUUCUUACACUCCAAUUUCCCCCAGAAUUGCAGCCAGUAAUCACAUGUUAGUCUUUCUAUGAAACAAAUUCAUGCUAAAAUGCAUCAAUUUCAAGCCUUACCUGCUCAUAUUCAUGCCAAUAUGGCUGUACUAUUUCCUUCGAGAAAAUUCUGUCAGCAGCAACGGAAUCAAAAUACUUUUCAUAGACAGGCAUCGUCGUCUUCGUUGCCGGUGUCGAGAAGGUAUUAUUUGGGCAGAUUCAAAAGACGGUUACGUUCUGAACCUAAUUUGAAACCGCUUACUUCUCGCAUUGUUGAUCUUACUCGCAGAAGGCAACUCCACCAGAUUGCUCAUUGAUCUCUAGAUUUUUGUGGAAGUUGAGAUUGCGAAGAAAAGAUAUGGGCAGUUGAACACCAUUGUGAUGAAUGCAGUGAUGCAGGCUUGUGUUCAUUGUGCUGAUAUAGAAUCGGCCUUAAGGGUCUUCGAUGAAAUGUCAGGCCCAGAGGGUUGUGGUGUUGAUAAUAUCACUUAUGCUACACUUCUAAAGGGUUUGGGUGCUGCCCGAAGAAUUGAUCAAGCAUUUCAAUUACUUGAGGCUGUUGAACAAGGAACUGCUGUUGGAAGUCCAAAACUUUCGCCACCCCUUGUCAGCGGUCUGCUGAAUUCUCUAAUUGAAGCAGGGGAUCUACGCCGCGCCAAUGGUCUUCUUGCACGAUAUGGUUUUGUACUUCACGAGGGCGGAUAUCCACUCGUCUUGGUCUACAACUUAUUGAUGAAGGGGUACAUAAGCACCGGUUUUCCUGAGGCAGCAUUAAGUUUGCAUGAUGAAAUAAUAAGACAUGGAUUGAACCUAGACAAGCUCACAUAUAAUACACUAAUCCUAGCAUGUGUGGAAGCUGGAAAGGUGGAUGCUGCAAUGCAGUUCUUUGAGGGCAUGAAGGAUAGAGCACAAACUGUUGAUGGUGAUAACAUUUUUCCGGAUGUAGUUACCUACACUACGUUGCUAAAGGGUUUUGGUCAUGCACAGGAUAUUCUUUCAGUUCAAAACAUUGUCAUGGAAAUGAAAUCAUCCAGCAACUUGCAUAUUGAUCGAGUUGCUUACACUGCAACCAUUGAUGCCUUCUUGAAUUGUGGGACAAUAAAAGGUGCUCUGACUGUGUAUGGGGAACUAGUGAAGAAAGCUGGAGAAGAUUCCAGCUUGAGGCCAAAGCCUCAUCUAUUCCUUGCUCUGAUGCGCGCUUUUGCGGUUAGAGGAGAGUAUGAAAUGGUUAAAAAACUGCAUCGGCGCAUGUGGCUGGAUUCAUCUGGAACAAUCACCUCUAAAGUUAAUGAAGAGGCUGAUCAUCUCCUAAUGGAGGCAGCAUUAAAGGAUGGGCAGUUGGAUUUGGCCCUAUGGUACAUGAAAAGCAAUAUUGAGAAAUGGAAGCAAAUACCAUGGGCUAGUCGAGGUGGAAUGGUUGCUCUGCGAAUUGAAGCAUUACUUGGUUCCAGUGUUUCUAUAUUUAGUCCUUGCGUACUGCCACAGGUGUCAGUACGUGAUACUAUUGAGCAUAUCAUGGUUCCAUUUUCUGAAGCACAGCCUCUGCAAGCUACCCUGAAACUAAAGCAAGUGGUCAUGCGUUUCUUUAAGGAUUCGACUGUUCCAGUCAUAGAUGAUUGGGGAAGUUGUGUUGGAAUACUGCAUUGUGAAGACUGCAAUGAGCUGGAUGCGCCACUUUCAGCCAUGAUGAGAAGUCCACCUCCUUCUGUGACAACCUCAACAUCAAUUGGUCGCGUUAUUGAUCUAAUGCUAGAGAAGAGGUACAAAAUGGUUAUUGUAGCAAAAUACGAAAAUGUGCGUGGAAUGUUUUACAGCUCCAAUGUGAGGGCUGUCGGAGUUUUUACAUCUGAACAGCUAUAUAAGCUUGCUCCAACUGCAUCAGAGCUAAGCGUUCAAAAUUCUUCUGCCUGUAGUGAACCUAUUGAAAUUUGUAGAUAGUAUACCUCGUGAAAGGAAAUUUACAUGAGCUUAUUCUUUUUCCAUUGUAGAGUAGGCUAUUAUUUCUUUUGGGCUGCUGAGUUCUUCGUGUGUGACUCAUCACCUGCUAGAUUGCAGUACUAUUGACUUUGAAUGGUUCGAUUAUAUGUUCAACUCUGUAUAAUGUCGGUGCUGGGUCUGUGACAGAAAUACUCACGGUAUAUGGGAACUUUGGAGUUGUGGAGAUAAUUAGUGAAUAAAUGUAUUAUCAUCUGUGGGCA